AUGUCCCCUCCAACGUUUAUUGUGUUAGAAGAUGGUCUAACGACCAACAAAUGGAGCAAAGACGAGUGGCAGCGUCACAGCGUUUUUCCUGGAGAAAACCCUAACCCUAAUUUCAACUUCUUGGUGAAGAACCAUCUGACAGUUUCACCGGUUCUCUCCUGUCCAUAUGUCAAAGAUGAAAGCUUCAAAAUGAUCUUACCACUGGAGAUGCCUCCGUCAAGAGACAACGCUGUGCCGCUUCCUGUUCUUCCCGAGCCGAUGAUGAAGCCAGGGAAGAAGCUUGGCCUCCAAGAAACCAUGCUUUCUUUAGGAAAAGCUAGGUUUCCCAUGAAAAACUUCAUCUAUGACAACGAAGAAGAUUUCAAAUGCAACGCCUUCUGUUUACCCCUAACUAGUUUCGGGAAGCAGAAACAUGUGAGGUCACCGAAGAGCAGCGACGAGUCUUCUGUAAAGAAGAAGAUGAUGAUCAAAGCACCAUCGUUUCCAAGCUCCACAAUCUCCCUAAGUGCCUCGUUUGAGAAAUUCGAGUGUGGCUCAUGGCUUUCAACAACUGCUCUCGCCAGAGAAAACAGCAGAUUGUACUUUGAUCUACCCGUGGAGAUGAUCAAAUGUGGCCGUGGAGGCGGCGGAGAAGAUGUGCAAGAACCGGUGAGUUUAGGUUUCUUAUUCGACAAGGAAACAGAAAAUUUACCUUUGAGAAGUGUUUUAAAGACUUCUCGGUCGGAAAGGCAACAGAGAGGUUCGGCUGAGACGUCACCGCAUCGCCGUGUCAGAUUUUCAACCACUAACUCGGUUUCUUGCCCGGCUUCGCCGCGGUCGUGUAUGACCCCACGCUUGCUUAAAGCUAGAGAUGACUUCAACACGUUCUUAGCAGCACAGAACGCGUGA
Molecule: messenger RNA, 888 nt
Organism: Eruca vesicaria subsp. sativa (arugula)
Lineage: Eukaryota; Viridiplantae; Streptophyta; Magnoliopsida; Brassicales; Brassicaceae
Source: the annotation of a GenBank genome assembly